Malaya genurostris is the source of this 3049-nucleotide messenger RNA. Its product is annotated as molybdenum cofactor sulfurase 2-like. The transcript has 3 exons. Gene Ontology annotation, molecular function: molybdenum cofactor sulfurtransferase activity. The record is from RefSeq and is a predicted model, not a curated record. Gene Ontology annotation, biological process: Mo-molybdopterin cofactor biosynthetic process. Lineage: Eukaryota; Metazoa; Arthropoda; Insecta; Diptera; Culicidae. The coding region runs from base 144 to 2267 and encodes 707 amino acids.
GUAAAUAACAAAUCACACCCGAUGGAGUUCGUGCAGGAGUAUAGUCCCGCUGAGGUGACACUUAUCGAACGAGAGUUCAGUCGUUUGGCAGUCGAUAAUUCAAAUUAGAAAAUUGAUCGCUUUUCAACGCAGGCAAGCACUACAUGGAUCACGCCGGAACCACGCUGUACGCCGAGUCACAGAUUCGAGCCGUACAGAACCAGCUGACGGGCGGUUUGUUCUGUAAUCCACACACCAGUCAGCAGACUGGCGCUCUAAUCGACCAAGUCCGGCAACGGGUAUUGCAAUUUUUCAACACAAAUUCAUCCGAAUACACACUGAUUUUUACUUCGGGAGCUACGGCCAGCCUGAGGACGAUAGCAGAAUGCUUCACUUUUCGGCCACCGGAGGAUGACUCCGAGAGCGGCGGAUCAGGAGCUUUCGUUUACCUGCGAGAUAAUCACACCUCGGUCCUGGGGAUGCGGGCAAUCGUGGAUACCGAUCGAAUCCAUCCUCUGGAGCGAACAGAAUUUUUGCGGCACCUGAAGCGUCGGGUCAGAAAUUUCAACUCGAAGAAACCAUCGCUUUUGGUGUUUCCAGGUCAGAGCAAUUUCAACGCCGCCAAGUAUCCGCUGGAGUUGAUCGAGGAGAUUCAACGGAACGGUCUGCACGGUUACGACGAAGAGCAGUUCUACGUCUGUUUGGACGCGGCCAGUUACGUUUCGACGAACUUCCUCGAUUUGUGUCGUUACCGACCGGAUUUUGUGUGUUUGUCUUUUUAUAAGAUUUUUGGGUACCCGACAGGUUUGGGAGCAUUACUUAUACGGAAUGGUAGUGAACAGGUCUUGCAAAAGCGAUACUACGGUGGAGGAACAAUCAAGAUUCUGCUGAGUGGACAAAAUUUGCACAUGAAGCACGACUCACUGGAGCAGAGAUUCGAAGACGGAACACAACCAUUCCUAUCGAUCAUUGCUCUGCUGCAUGGUAUGAACACCAUCCAACAGCUGAUCCCACCCUUCAACGGAACCCGUUCGAUGGACCGUGUGUCCAAGCAUGUGUUCAACAUGGCAAAGUAUUGCUACGGGAAGUUGGGUGCAUUGGAACACUCAAACGGCUUGAAAGCCAUUCGGUUUUACAUGGAUACAGAGUUCGAAUCCCGAGAAAGCCAAGGUGGUAUGGUAAAUUUCAAUGUACUUCGGGAAGAUGGAAGCUACGUUGGAUUUGCGGAGUUUGCUCAGCUUGCUAGAGGUAAGGAAAUCUACGUACGGACUGGAUGUUUUUGUAAUGCCGGAACUUGUCAGCGACAGCUCGGCCUGACGGAUGCCGAUGUGUUGAUGUUCUUUCGAAUGGGUAAAAUUUGCGGUGACGAUACAGAUUUGAUCGAAGGGAUGCCUACGGGAACGGUUCGUGCUUCGUUCGGUUAUAUGAGCAGUCCGAAGGAUGUUGAUGCAUUAACGGACAUGAUUGAGGAAUGUUUUAUCCAAAGUUCUCCGAAGAUUGCUGCAUUGAAAGCAAUCUACAUCUAUCCGAUUCGCUCUUGUGGGGCAUUUUCUGUCACCGGUAAUUGGCCGAUUCGCGGUAAAAGAUUAAAAUUUGAUCGUGAAUUUACAAUCGUUGACUGCCUCGGACUGCCGCUUUCCAGUUUCAAACACCCGCAGAUGGCUAGUAUUUUACCGGAAAUUAAAAACAAUUGUCUAGUACUGAGACAUGACACGGAAGAUGAUUUUGUGUUGGAUAUGGACAAAUGUACGACUGCAGAAGACUGCGGAGAUUUGGUGGCUUCGUGGAUCAGUCGAACACUUGGAGUAGCGAGUCUUCGUCUGCUGAAACGAUCGACGGAUGAAGGAAACAGUCCGCAAAAGUUAUUGGUAAUCAACUGGAAUGCGUUAAAUUUUGUUAGUGGCUGUGAUAAAAGUGCUAUAGUUCAGCUUUACCGAGCAAAUGCAAUUUUCGAUGCUCCCAAUCACUUCGACAUGCAGGUCGGCCGCGAUCUAACUAUUGGAACUAAACGAUUUCGCGUGACGAAUUUAUGCACAAGACGCCCCAUGAUCCACGUCAACCGGAAUGAUUCGUUGAAAAUGAUCGCCGAUGUAUUCGCUCAAAAAGUUCCACUUGGAAUGUAUUUAGUACUAAUGGACGAUAGCAACAAGGACACCGGCGGAGCAGAGGAUACGUUGAGUUGUGGAACCGAACUGAAAAUGGCCACCAGUUCGGACACCGGUUGUAAAGCGAUGAUUAUUACGGAUUCCAUCACCAGAUACGAUUUCCGAGUGCAUCGAGCCGCAUAGUUCAAAAGGUGACUGCUCUAGAAAUAAAUGAACGAAUAAAUAAAUAAACAAACAAACGAACAAACCCGGUCAUGUUAUGCGUUGACUUACUGUGGGAAGUAAUUGGAACAACAUAAGCAUCAUAACACCGAGAUGACACACAUUUCUGUUUUCCCUAGUAGGUAGUCGAUUUUGUGAAAUUCACCACACACACUCUACUGUUCGAUUUACCUGCAUAUUAUGCAUGCGAACAUUGCGAAAUGGCGCAAUUAUUUCCUAGUUGCGCUGCGACUUCGCCGCGCGAGAAAGUUGCGCAUAGUGUUGUUCUCUUUGAUAAGAUCGACGGCUCGCUCGGACCGGGGGCUUUCCGCAUCAUUGUGGCCGGCUCUCACAUCAGCAAAACCGUUUAUUCAACAAUUCACACACGAACUGAGCUGCUGGCCUGCUCCGGCAAUUGGCUGUGUGCGGCAUUCCGUCGGUAUGUACAAUCGCAACCGGCAUACCAAACCCCGACACUUUUAUGAAUGAAGCGUUCAGGGCGUGCUGAUUCCUAAUUGGUGAUAUGAGCUAUUUGAAGUUUUUUCGUUUUUGUUUUCGUUCUAAUCGAUGUCGAAUUAUUUUCACUUUGUUUAGGUUUAAGGAAAACCCCUGUAUGAACGAAGUCUUUCUAUGAGGAUAGUCAUAAUAAAUAAACAUCGAUUCAUCGCACAAACGACUGCAUCAGCUCAACGUCUUUUGAUUUUCAAUACUGCCAAUGCUUUUUAUACUCGAAGGUCUCGUGAAUCAAAUUCAUUUUACGUUAC